Molecule: messenger RNA, 1828 nt
Organism: Abrus precatorius (Indian licorice)
Lineage: Eukaryota; Viridiplantae; Streptophyta; Magnoliopsida; Fabales; Fabaceae
Product: pectinesterase 2-like
Exons: 2
Coding region: 91-1623 (510 amino acids)
Biological process (GO): cell wall modification
Molecular function (GO): pectinesterase inhibitor activity; pectinesterase activity
Source: RefSeq, a predicted model, not a curated record
ACCCACCCUCAAACCCAACCUCAAAUCCCCUUCCCUAUUUUUUUUUUCUCUUCACCCUCCGACUCUUGAGCCAUAGUGUACCUCCUCACUAUGACACCAUUUCGCUUGCUAAUAACACUUCUACUUGUUCCCUUUCUAUUUUCUUCCAUUGUCUCCGGCUACUCAUUCAAUGACAUCAAAUCAUGGUGCAACCAAACCCCUUACCCCCAACCAUGUGAGUACUAUUUGACUAGCAAUGCUUUCAACAAACCCAUCAAAAACAAAUCCGAUUUCUUCAAAGUUUCUCUACAACUAGCCUUACAGAGAGCCCAAAAGGGCCAAGAAAACACUCACUCAGUAGGCCCAAAGUGCCGCAACGCCCAUGAAACAGCCGCAUGGACUGAUUGCCUUGAACUCUAUGAGUACACUAUCCAAAGGCUCAACAAAACCAUAGACACCAAGUGCACCCAAACCGAAGCUCAAACUUGGAUAAGCACAGCUCUCACAAACCUUGAAACGUGCAAAGAUGGGUUCUAUGACCUUGGUGUCCCAAACUUUGUGUUAUCCUUGUUGUCCAAUAAUGUAACUAAGUUACUAAGCAAUACACUAUCUCUCAACAAGGGUUCUUACCAACCACCAAGUUACAAAGAUGGGUUCCCAACAUGGGUCAAACCCGGUGACCGAAAGCUCUUGCAAUCAUCUUCAGCAGCUUCUAAGGCUAAUGUGGUGGUGGCUAAAGAUGGGUCUGGAAAGUACACAACGGUUAAGGCAGCCAUAGAUGCUGCACCAAAGAGUAGUAGCGGAAGGUAUGUGAUAUAUGUGAAAGCUGGGGUAUACAAUGAACAAGUUGAGAUAAAAGCGACGAAUAUAAUGUUAGUUGGUGAUGGUAUUGGAAAGACUAUAAUCACAGGUAGCAAAAGCGUUGGAGGGGGCUCCACAACCUUCCGUUCAGCCACUGUUGCUGCUGUUGGUGAUGGAUUUAUUGCACAAGACAUCACAUUUAGGAACACUGCAGGGGCAGCAAAUCACCAAGCUGUGGCACUACGUUCAGGGUCUGAUCUCUCAGUAUUUUAUAGAUGUGGCUUUGAGGGUUAUCAAGACACACUAUAUGUUCAUUCAGAGAGGCAAUUUUAUAGGGAAUGUGACAUUUAUGGCACAGUAGAUUUCAUCUUUGGUAAUGCUGCAGUGGUGUUGCAAAAUUGCAACAUUUAUGCAAGACCCCCUCCACAAAAGACCAUCACAGUCACUGCACAAGGAAGAACUGAUCCAAACCAAAACACUGGAAUCAUCAUUCACAAUUCUAAGGUCACAGGUGCCUCAGGUUUCAACCCAAGUUCUGUUAAGUCAUAUCUUGGAAGGCCUUGGCAAAAGUACUCAAGAACAGUGUUCAUGAAAACUUUUCUUGAUAGCUUGAUAAACCCUGCUGGCUGGAUGGAAUGGGAUGGCAAUUUUGCUUUGGACACUUUGUAUUAUGCUGAAUAUGCAAACACUGGUCCAGGUUCCUCCACUUCCAAUAGAGUUAAAUGGAAGGGUUACCAUGUUCUCACUAGUGCUUCUCAAGCUUCACCUUUCACUGUUGGAAACUUCAUUGCUGGUAACUCAUGGAUACCAAACACUGGCGUGCCUUUCACAUCAGGGCUUUAAAUUGCUUAUUAAUUUUAUAAGUUGGUGCACCUUGUGAUUAGCUCUUGUAUUGAUUCAUGUUAAAUUAUUUGUCCCGUACAAAUCUAUAUCAUGGCUGUACUAGGGAAUAAUAAGGCAAGGAAAAAAAAAUAAUAUCUUGGUACGGCCAAUAAAUUGUAUUGGUAUUUAUAUUGUUACUAUUGAAUUAAAGAAUUGUUAUUGCUGG